AUGUUUCGUCAAUUGACCCACCUCUCGCGUACUGCUGCUAUCCCAAGACAGACCAUGGCCUCUCGUGCCUUUACUGUCUCGCUAGCCUCGAGAAAAUCUGUGGUUGACACCGCCAAAGACGUUUUAGAAAAGGCCAACAAGAAGACCGGUGAGUUUUUGGCUGGUACCAUCGAGAACACCGAGAAGGUUGCCCCUACUGGCGAGAACCUCAAACUGGCUGCCGAGAAGGUCAACCAGAAGACUGGUGACGUUUUGGCUGACGGAAUUGAGAAGACCCAGCUGGCUGCUGACAGCGUCAAGGACGUCGAUCUCAAGGGUGCUGCCUCGAAGGUGAACCAGAAGACUGGUGACGUUUUGGCCGAUGGCGUCGAGAAGGCCGAGGGUGUUGCCGGCAAGGCUAAGGAGGCCGCUUCCGAGGCCAAGGAACGUGCCUCUGACGUCAAGGAUGAGGCCCAGGCCAAGGCUAAGGUCAAUGCCAAUACCGCAGGUUACGAGAACCUCCAAGACAAGGGCGCUAAAGUUGAGUCUGAGCAGAACCGUCCUGACGACGCUGUGUAA
Molecule: messenger RNA, 558 nt
Organism: Candidozyma pseudohaemuli
Lineage: Eukaryota; Fungi; Ascomycota; Pichiomycetes; Serinales; Metschnikowiaceae
Exons: 1
Coding region: 1-558 (185 amino acids)
Source: RefSeq, a predicted model, not a curated record